GCGCAGUUACCAGGCAGCGAGGUAGACUGAGGCUAGGUACCACGUCAGUGAGCUGACAGGCAGGGUAGCCGGCUCUGCCGCGAGUCCGGGCCGACUCAAUCCGGCCAGCAGUGCGUCCCCACCUUAACUUCAGCAUCAAUUUCCAGAAAAGCGGCUUCUCCCAUCUGCCUUCAGAGCCAAGGAGCCUCUGGGAGACGUCUCCGGGGCCCAAGCUGGACAUGAGCAGCGGCUGCCGGUCCUGGGACUAGGCCCCGCCAUUUUGAAUCCGCUGACAGGUUUGCCAGGAUGGUGGAUAAGAAUAUUUACAUCAUUCAAGGGGAGAUUAACAUUGUGGUUGGAGCUAUCAAACGAAAUGCCCGAUGGAGCACCCAUAUACCACUGGAUGAAGAGCGGGAUCCUCUGCUGCAUAGUUUCAGUCAUCUAAAGGAAGUUUUAAACAGUAUAACAGAACUCUCAGAGAUUGAGCCAAAUGUAUUCCUUCGUCCAUUUCUGGAAGUAAUUCGCUCUGAAGAUACCACUGGCCCUAUCACUGGCCUGGCACUCACCUCUGUAAACAAGUUCCUGUCCUAUGCACUCAUAGAUCCCACUCAUGAGGGCACAGCUGAGGGCAUGGAGAACAUGGCAGAUGCCGUCACCCAUGCCCGUUUUGUGGGCACAGAUCCUGCUAGUGAUGAGGUUGUUCUGAUGAAAAUCCUUCAGGUUCUCCGGACUCUAUUGCUAACUCCAGUAGGUUCCCACCUGACUAAUGAAUCUGUAUGUGAGAUUAUGCAGUCUUGCUUUCGGAUCUGCUUUGAAAUGAGGCUCAGUGAGUUAUUGAGAAAAUCCGCAGAGCACACUCUCGUAGACAUGGUGCAGCUGCUCUUCACAAGGUUACCUCAGUUUAAAGAAGAACCUAAGAGCUAUGUGGGGACCAACAUGAAAAAGCUGAAAAUGAGAGCAGGAGGAAUGAGUGAUUCAUCCAAAUGGAAGAAACAGAAGAGAUCUCCCCGACCUCCACGUCAUAUGACCAAAGUCACACCAAGUUCCGAGUCCACUCCAAAUGGAGCCACCUUAUCCUCUAACCUCACUGGUGGCAUGCCCUUCAUCGAUGUGCCCACACCCAUCUCCUCUGCAAGUUCAGAAGCUGCCUCAGCAGUGGUCAGCCCCUCUACAGACAGUGGUGUGGAAUUCUCAUCCCAGACCACCUCCAAGGAGGAUCUCACUGACCUGGAGCAACCUGUUUCUCCAAGGGAAAGCACAGCUGCAGAGCCUGGGAGCGCUGAGCUAGGGGUUUCUGAUCAGCCUGACCCCCAGGAAGGGGCUCACGUGGAAAAAGCCCAGUCAGCAUCAGUGGAAUCCAUCCCUGAAGUGUUAGAGGAGUGCACAUCCCCUGCUGAUCACUCUGACUCUGCCUCAGUCCAUGACAUGGAUUAUGUCAACCCCCGGGGUGUACGCUUUACACAGUCCUCCCAGAAAGAAGGCACAGCUCUGGUACCUUAUGGUCUUCCCUGUAUCCGUGAGCUCUUCCGCUUCCUUAUCUCCCUCACCAACCCACAUGACCGCCACAACUCAGAGGUUAUGAUCCACAUGGGACUGCAUUUACUGACGGUGGCCCUUGAAUCAGCACCUGUGGCCCAAUGCCAGACCCUCCUGGGUCUUAUCAAGGAUGAAAUGUGUCGCCACUUAUUUCAGCUACUCAGUGUAGAACGACUGAACCUGUAUGCUGCUUCCCUGCGAGUAUGCUUCCUACUGUUUGAGAGCAUGCGGGAGCACCUCAAGUUCCAAUUAGAGAUGUACAUCAAAAAGCUCAUGGAGAUCAUCACUGUGGAAAAUCCCAAGAUGCCUUAUGAGAUGAAGGAGAUGGCACUGGAGGCCAUUGUGCAGCUCUGGCGCAUCCCCAGUUUUGUCACAGAACUGUAUAUCAACUAUGAUUGUGACUACUACUGUUCCAACCUCUUUGAGGACCUCACUAAGCUGCUGUCCAAGAAUGCCUUCCCUGUGUCUGGUCAACUCUAUACAACACACCUACUAUCUCUUGAUGCCCUGUUGACAGUGAUUGACAGCACUGAGGCCCACUGUCAAGCCAAAGUCCUCAACAACCUCACCCAGCAAGAAAAAAAAGAGACAGCCAGAACCAGCUAUGAAGCAGUAGAUGGCACCCGAGAAGCUGUAGACAUUGAGAGAGCUCCCAGUGAUGGGAAAUCCAUAAGCCUGGCCCCAGAUGUCCCAGGCCUGCAUCUGUCAGCAGGAGGGAGACUACCAGCUGAACAUGGGAAGCUAGGAGGCAGUGAUCUAGAGGAAGCUGGUGAUUCUGGGCCUGACAAAAAAUUUACCCGGAAGCCACCUCGAUUUUCUUCUCUUCUGCCAGAUCCACGGGAACUAAUUGAAAUUAAAAACAAAAAGAAGCUGCUAAUAACUGGUACAGAGCAGUUCAACCAGAAACCAAAGAAGGGGAUACAGUUUCUACAGGAGAAGGGCCUCCUCACCAUCCCAAUGGAUAACACAGAGGUAGCCCAAUGGCUCAGAGAGAACCCUCGGCUGGACAAGAAAAUGAUUGGAGAAUUUGUGAGUGAUCGAAAAAACAUUGACCUGUUGGAGAGUUUUGUGAGCACCUUCAGCUUUCAGGGUCUGCGGCUCGAUGAAGCUCUCCGCCUCUACCUAGAAGCCUUCCGUUUGCCUGGGGAGGCACCAGUCAUCCACAGGUUGCUGGAGGCAUUCACUGAACAUUGGAGGAAUUGUAAUGGCUCCCCAUUUGCCAAUAGCGAUGCUUGCUUUGCCCUGGCCUAUGCUGUCAUCAUGCUGAACACUGAUCAGCACAACCACAAUGUUCGCAAACAAAAUGCACCCAUGACGCUGGAGGAGUUUCGAAAAAACCUAAAAGGUGUGAAUGGAGGCAAGGAUUUUGAGCAAGACAUCCUGGAGGACAUGUACCAUGCCAUUAAGAAUGAGGAAAUUGUGAUGCCUGAGGAACAGACUGGCUUAGUUCGUGAGAACUAUGUGUGGAAUGUGAUUCUUCAUCGUGGUGCCACCCCUGAGGGAAUAUUCCUCCGAGUGCCUCCUGGCAGCUAUGAUCUCGACCUCUUCACUAUGACUUGGGGCCCCACUAUUGCUGCUCUUUCUUAUGUCUUUGACAAAAGCCUUGAAGAGACAAUCAUCCAGAAAGCCAUCUCAGGCUUCAGGAAGUGUGCCAUGAUCUCCGCCCACUAUGGCCUCAGCGAUGUGUUUGACAAUCUCAUCAUCUCUCUGUGCAAAUUCACAGCUCUCAGCAGUGAGUCUAUUGAGAACUUACCCAGUGUAUUUGGAAGCAACCCUAAAGCCCACAUUGCAGCCAAGACAGUAUUCCAUUUGGCCCAUCGUCAUGGUGACAUCCUACGGGAGGGCUGGAAGAAUAUCAUGGAAGCCAUGCUGCAGCUCUUCCGAGCCCAGCUGCUGCCCAAGGCAAUGGUGGAGGUAGAAGAUUUUGUGGAUCCCAAUGGCAAGAUCUCUCUACAGCGAGAAGAAACACCAUCAAACCGAGGAGAGUCAACAGUACUGAGCUUUGUGAGCUGGCUAACGUUGAGUGGCCCCGAGCAGUCUAGUGUACGGGGCCCAUCCACUGAGAACCAAGAGGCUAAGAAAAUGGCCUUGGACUGUAUCAAGCAAUGUGACCCAGAAAAGAUGAUCACAGAGAGCAAGUUCCUCCAGCUGGAGUCCCUGCAGGAGCUCAUGAAGGCUCUAGUCUCAGUGACACCAGAUGAAGAAACAUAUGAUGAGGAAGACGCCGCUUUUUGUCUUGAGAUGCUGCUACGGAUUGUAUUGGAGAACAGGGACCGAGUGGGAUGUGUAUGGCAGACUGUUCGAGACCAUUUAUACCACCUCUGUGUCCAGGCACAAGAUUUCUGUUUCCUUGUGGACCGAGCAGUGGUAGGGCUGCUGCGCCUAGCCAUCCGGCUACUCCGUAGAGAAGAGAUCAGUGGUCAGGUGCUGCUCUCCCUGCGCAUCUUGUUGCUGAUGAAGCCUGGCGUGCUGUCCAGAGUUAGUCACCAAGUUGCAUAUGGGCUCCAUGAACUCCUUAAGACAAAUGCAGCUAACAUCCACUUGGGGGAUGACUGGGCCACCCUUUUCACACUACUGGAGUGUAUCGGCUCAGGUGUGAAGCCUCCAGCUGCUCUGCAGGCCACAGCUAGGACUGAUGCACCUGAUGCUGGAGCCCAGUCAGAUAGUGAGCUACCAUCUUAUCAUCAGAAUGAUGUGAGCCUAGACCGAGGCUACACUUCCGACUCAGAGGUCUACACUGAUCAUGGCAGGCCUGGCAAGAUGCAUCGAUCAGCCACAGAUGCUGAUGUGGUCAACAGUGGUUGGCUUGUGGUGGGAAAGGAUGACAUUGAUAACUCCAAGCCAGGACCAGGGUCCAGUCGGCCAGGCCCUUCACCCCUGGUGAAUCAGUAUAGCCUAACAGUGGGGCUGGACCUGGGGCCACAUGACACUAAGUCCCUACUUAAGUGUGUGGAAUCAUUGUCCUUCAUUGUUCGUGAUGCUGCUCACAUCACUCCUGACAACUUCGAGCUCUGCGUCAAGACUCUGCGUGUCUUUGUGGAGGCCAGUCUGAAUGGCGGGUGCAAAUCUCAGGAGAAACGCAGCAAGAGUCAUAAAUAUGACAGCAAAGGGAACCGCUUCAAGAAAAAGUCCAAGGAAGGCUCGAUGCUUCGUCGUCCUCGAACCUCCAACCAACAUCCCACACGGGGUGGGCACAGUGACGAUGAUGAAGAUGAAGGCGUGCCUGCCAGCUACCAUACGGUGUCUUUACAGGUCAGUCAGGACUUGCUAGACCUGAUGCACACCCUGCACACGCGGGCCGCCUCUAUCUAUAGCUCAUGGGCAGAAGAGCAGCGUCACUUGGAGACAGGUGGCCAGAAGAUCGAAGCCGAUUCGCGCACCCUCUGGGCCCAUUGCUGGUGCCCUUUACUACAGGGCAUUGCUUGCCUGUGCUGUGAUGCCCGGCGCCAGGUGCGGAUGCAGGCCCUGACCUAUCUGCAGCGAGCACUGCUGGUACAUGACCUGCAAAAGCUGGAUGCCCUAGAAUGGGAGUCCUGUUUUAACAAGGUGCUGUUUCCUCUAUUGACCAAGCUCUUAGAGAACAUCAGCCCAGCUGACGUGGGUGGGAUGGAGGAGACCCGGAUGAGGGCUUCCACGCUGCUCUCAAAGGUGUUCCUGCAGCACCUGUCUCCACUGCUGUCACUCUCCACCUUCGCUGCGCUCUGGCUCACCAUCCUAGACUUCAUGGACAAGUACAUGCACGCAGGUUCCAGUGAUUUACUGUCAGAGGCCAUCCCUGAGUCUCUGAAGAACAUGCUCCUUGUGAUGGACACGGCAGAGAUUUUCCACAGUGCAGACUCACGAGGAGGUGGUCCCUCUGCCCUCUGGGAGAUCACAUGGGAGCGCAUUGACUGCUUUCUUCCACACUUACGUGAUGAGCUCUUCAAGCAGACUGUCAUUCAAGACCCUGUGCCCAUGGAGCACCACAGCCCCAAACCCCUGGCCCCAGCUCACCUAACUCCUGCUGCUGGUGACCCCUGGACACAUGGCCAUCAGCCUCCCCCAGAAACACCCUCGGAGCUGGGGCCCUGCAACUUGGAGAAACCUGAGGGUCCCCGAGCCCCCAACAGCAGCUCCCCUGGAUCACCAAUGGCCUGUAGCCCCAGCAGGCCGAGUCCUACCCCAGAAGGGCCUCCCGCUCUGACCCAGCCCCCACUAAUUCUACAGCCCUUGGCCUCCCCACUACAGGUGGGUGUGCCACCCAUGUCUCUGCCCAUCAUCCUCAACCCUGCACUCAUUGAAGCAACGUCUCCAGUACCCCUCCUAGCCACGCCCCGCCCCACAGAGCCCAUACCCACCUCUGAAGUCAACUAAAGUGGGGCCCUUAGAGAUCAGGACCAGUACUUCCCAUCAGGCUAUUCCAGGCCCCAUUCCAGCUGUCCCAGAGGUCACCAACUCUUCUGGCCCAAUCCGAGCUGCUGUUGCUGCCAUUUGGAUGGGGGAUAAAAAGAACGCUUCUAUCCCCUACUGGGCCCUCUUUCUCCUCUGCUCUCCGUAUCUGAGGGUCCAACCUGAGCACUCACUCGGGUAUCAUCUGUAGCCUCUGCCUGCAGCCUGGCAGCUCAGGGAGGCACUGCUGUAUCAACCCUGUAGUGCCUGCCACGUGCCCCUCCUGCCAGGUCGGGCAUUGAGAGCCAAGCCCAACCACUCUGCACUUUGUUUCCCUCUUCCCAUCUCGUUCCCAUCUGUCCUGGGCUGCCACCUCCAAUUCUUCCUCUUUUACUAAAUAGUUGGUAAGUUUGGAGAAAUGCUUGGCACCACAGAGGGUGGACGGGUGGGGCUGAAUAGGGGGACUGCCCACAGGAGCAUGUAUAUAUGGAAAACAAUAAUAGACUUUUUAUGAUGUAAUAAAUGUCUUAGUACCAAUA
Molecule: messenger RNA, 6422 nt
Organism: Dipodomys ordii (Ord's kangaroo rat)
Lineage: Eukaryota; Metazoa; Chordata; Mammalia; Rodentia; Heteromyidae
Gene: Gbf1
Product: golgi brefeldin A resistant guanine nucleotide exchange factor 1
Exons: 40
Coding region: 286-5868 (1860 amino acids)
Biological process (GO): regulation of ARF protein signal transduction
Molecular function (GO): guanyl-nucleotide exchange factor activity
Source: RefSeq, a predicted model, not a curated record